This is a messenger RNA of Paracoccidioides lutzii Pb01, 2316 nucleotides long. RefSeq names its product ATP-dependent RNA helicase MAK5. The record is from RefSeq and is a predicted model, not a curated record. Gene Ontology annotation, cellular component: nucleolus. The coding region runs from base 1 to 2316 and encodes 771 amino acids. Gene Ontology annotation, molecular function: RNA helicase activity; ATP binding; nucleic acid binding. The transcript has 3 exons.
AUGGCUAUAAAACGAGAGCGAGAGUCGCGGGAUGCGUCGCUCAAGUCCAAAAAGCGCCAGCGAGAUCAGGUUUCCGGACGCGAGACAGAAGUCGUUGGGAUCGACGACCUUGACUGGAAAGAGGUCGCAUUGCCAGACCGACUAGAUGACGCAGAGGGAUUUUUUGGCCUGGAGGAAAUCGAGGGAGUUGACAUCGUGCGACCGGCGGGACAGGGACAGAUCAAGUUUAAGGCGGCAAAAAAUAAAGCGAAGAAAACUGACAGAAGCAUAUCGUCGAAUGCGGAGGAUGAGGCCGUGGAGUGGAGCAGAUUCUCUGAUUCUGCUGGACCGGGACAGGAUGUAGAGGAUGUAGACAGCGACGAGGGAAAGCAAAUACAAAAAGACGAAACGACGGAGAAGAAGAAAGAGAAGAAAAGGCGUAAAGAUCGAGCAGAUGAGCCGAGAGAAAAGAAGAGACUGAAGCUGAAGGAAGCAAAAGGCAAGAAUAACAAAAAACAUGCUCCCAGUACAGACGUUCAACCAGGCAUGUCGUUUGACGCCCUCAAUGAAGAGGAUGACCAGGAAGAUGUUGAUGUUUCAGCAUGGGAGCCUCUGGGUAUCUCCGCUGAGCUGCAGACAAGUCUUGCGAAGUUGAAGUUCGCAAAGCCAACCCCAAUACAGUCUGCCUGUAUACCAGAGAUAGCUGCAGGCCACGAUGUCGUUGGUAAAGCAUCUACUGGCUCCGGAAAGACACUUGCAUUUGGUAUUCCUAUUUUAGAAUACCAUUUGGAGAACAAUCGUGAUGAACCAAUUCAAAGUACUGGUUCUGAUUCUUCGAGAAAAAAUCCUAUUGCUCUGAUCCUGUCACCCACGAGAGAACUAGCGCACCAAAUAUCAAAGCACCUCACGGCAUUCAUUAGCAAUGCCCCAAACAUCAAUGCAAGAAUUGCUUUGCUGACUGGUGGUCUCUCCGUUCAAAAACAACAUCGUCUCCUCGCUAAUGCGGACAUCGUUAUCGGAACGCCGGGGAGGCUCUGGGAUGUUAUUAGCAAUGGGCAGGGCUUAAUACGGAAGUUUCAAAGCAUCAAAUUCCUUGUGGUUGAUGAAGCUGAUCGGCUACUUAGUGAAGGGCAUUUCAAGGAGGUGGAGGAGAUAUUGACUUCUCUUGAUCGCAAGGAGAUAAAUGAUGGAGUGGAAGAGCCUGAUUCUGAUUCCGAGAGUGAACGUGAUAACACCAAGUCAUUCCUGCGGCAAACGUUGGUUUUCUCUGCGACUUUCCACCGGAGCCUACAGCAGAAGCUGGCCGGAAAAAGUCGUUUCGUUGACGGGGGUCUACUUGACAACAAGCAGUCGAUGGAGUAUCUGCUCGAAAAGCUCAACUUCAGAGAAGAAAAGCCGAAAUUCAUUGACGUGAAUCCCGUUUCUCAGAUGGCCGAAAACAUCAGGGAAGGUCUUGUAGAAUGUCCGGCCAUGGAAAAGGAUCUAUACCUCUACACACUUAUGCUCUAUCACCUGAACCAUCGUACAUUAGUAUUCACCAACUCCAUUUCCGCCGUCCGUCGCCUAACCUCUUUCCUGCAAAACCUCAACCUCCCCGCUCUCUCCCUGCACUCCUCCAUGGCCCAAAAAGCCCGCCUUCGCUCCGUCGAGCGCUUCUCCUCCCCAUCCUCCAUCCUCGUGGCAACCGAUGUCGCCGCACGCGGCCUCGAUAUCAAAGGCAUUGACCUAAUCAUCCACUACCACGUCCCCCGCACCGCAGAUACAUACGUCCAUCGAUCCGGCCGCACAGCCCGCGCCUCAGCCUCGGGAAAAUCCAUCCUCCUCUGCGCCCCCGAGGAAAUCGUCGGUGUGGCGCGCUUAGCUGCUAAAGUCCACACCUCCAAUCUGGUCACUUCGUCGAAGCGUCUGCCCUUGCCCUCUGUGGAUUUGGACCGCCAUGUGAUUGCCCGUGUGCGUCCGCGCGUGGCCCUGGCUAAAAAAAUUACGGAACAUACACUUGCGAAGGAGAAGUUGUUGUCGGAGGAUGACUGGCUGCGCUCCGCGGCGGAGGAUCUGGGUGUUGAUUAUGAUAGUGAAGAGUUUGCAGAGCAGGCUAAGGGAAAGGGCAGGGUGAGGGGCAGAGGAGGUGGGAGGGAGGCGAGGGAAAAGGUUGUGGGUAGUUUGACUAAGGCGGAGGUUGCAGGGCUUAGGGCGCAGCUGAAGGAUUUAUUGUCGAAGAGGGUUAAUAUGGGUGUUAGUGAGAGAUAUUUGACGGCCGGGAGAGUGGAUAUUGAGGCGUUGUUGGCGGGAGAGGGAAAUAACGCGUUUUUGGGACAGGUUGGGGAGCUGGAAUUUUAG